AUGAACAGCACUGUCGGGGACCUAGGUAUUGGCAGCUGCACCCCAUGGGAUGACCCUGCUCGCUUCAUCGUUGUGCCUGCAGCCUACUCCCUGGCGCUGGCCCUAGGGCUACCUGCUAACGUGGCCGCCCUGGCAGUGUUCGUCCGCAUUGACGGGCACCUGGGCGAGGCCCUGCGACUCUACCUGCUCAACCUGGCCUUGGCUGACGUGCUCUUCACGCUCACGCUGCCGCUGUGGCUCACCUACUACCUGGGCCCGGCCCACUGGCCCUUCCCGGAGGCUGCCUGCCGCGCGGCUGGGGCUGCCUACUAUGUGUCCACCUACGCAGCUGUGGCCUUCGUGGCACUUAUCAGCGUGUGCCGUUGCGAGUCGGUGCGAGGGCCCGGAUCCGGUCCAGUUGCGCGCCCUAUGCUGCGCCGCCGGGGCCCCGCCCGGGCUGCCUGCGCGGCCGCCUGGCUGGCAGGCAUGGCCUGCGCUCUGCCCUCGCUGGCCACGCCCCACGCGCUGCGCCCGGGCCCGGGAGGUUCCGCUCGCUGCCUCGAGUACGGCUGGGCACGCUCCGGCCUGGCCUACGCCACCGUGGCCUUCUUCGCGGCUGCUUUCCUGCUGGUGCUCGCGGCUUACGUGAGCCUGGCGCGGGCUCUCGCGGCGCCCUCGGGCCCAGGCCCGACUCCCGCAGGCCCGCACCGACGCGCCGCCAGGACCAUGGUCUUGGGACUAUUACUCGUCUUCGUCGUUUGCCUCGCGCCCUACCACCUGCUCCUGGCGCCCUGGGUAGCCAGGCAGGAGGGCGGCGCAGGUGGCGGGUGUCACGCCGCCUCCACGCUUGACGUUCUGCACACCCUCAGCCUGGCGCUGCUGAGCCUCAACAGCUGCCUGGAUCCACUCAUUUACUGCUUCUCAGUACGCCGCUUCCGCCAAGACUGCUGGGCCCUGAGCCGCCGCGCCGGCUGGAGGGGUCCCAGCGCACACCAGACUUCUUUUAUCCGUUCUUAG
Molecule: messenger RNA, 996 nt
Organism: Orycteropus afer afer
Lineage: Eukaryota; Metazoa; Chordata; Mammalia; Tubulidentata; Orycteropodidae
Product: platelet-activating factor receptor-like
Exons: 1
Coding region: 1-996 (331 amino acids)
Biological process (GO): positive regulation of Rho protein signal transduction; phospholipase C-activating G protein-coupled receptor signaling pathway
Cellular component (GO): membrane
Molecular function (GO): G protein-coupled receptor activity
Source: RefSeq, a predicted model, not a curated record